Molecule: messenger RNA, 258 nt
Organism: Heterostelium album PN500
Lineage: Eukaryota; Evosea; Eumycetozoa; Acytosteliales; Acytosteliaceae
Exons: 2
Coding region: 1-258 (85 amino acids)
Source: RefSeq, a predicted model, not a curated record
AUGAUUAAUGUUUAUGAAGGUAUAAAAGGAGUGAAGAAAGUAAAAAGUCUUCAAGCUGAAGAUCUUCAAUCGAGUGCUAGUAAUCUUGGUGCAUUACCAUCGGGUGUCACUGUAUUACUCUCAAAGAAUCAUGUUGAAUUCUCUGUUACAUUGGAAGGAAAAAGACAUCAAACUGAUGAUGUUGUAUGGUUAGGAUUUCACUUUUCUGCUACUUUUCAAAAGUUUCAAAAGUAUGUAGUUAGUUACUUAUUAUUAUAA